UCCCGUGGGUGGGUGUGUGGGCAGGGCAGGGCAGGGGCGGCCCGCGGGGACCGGGAGCGGUGCGGAGGCACAGCCCCAGAGCUGCGCGGAGAUGGACUGCGGAGUCAUCACCUCCAAGACCGUGCUGCUGCUGCUCAGCCUCGCCUUCUGGGCGGCAGCUGCAGGCCUCAGCUAUGUUGGGGCGUACGUCAUCAACGCCUACAAGAGCUACGACAACUUUCUGCAGGACAAGUACGCCCUGCUGCCGGCUGUGAUCAUCAUUUGCGUGGCCCUGGUGAUGUUCAUCAUCGGGCUGAUCGGCUGCUGCGCCACUUUCCGCGAGUCCCGGGUGGGCCUGGGGCUGUUCUUGGCCAUUAUCCUGGUUAUCUUCAUUGCAGAAGUAUCCACUUUUGUCUUGGGAUUUGUUUACAGGGAAAAGGUAAAAACAGAUGUGCAAGGUACAAUGCGCUCAGUCUUUGAGAAGUAUGAUGGCAAAGACCCAGAGUCUACAGUUGUGGAUUACUUGCAAACACAGCUUCACUGCUGCGGGGUUAAGAACUACAGUGACUGGACGAGCAGCCAGUGGUUUAAUUCCACUGGGAACCAGAGUGUUCCCCUGAGCUGCUGCCAGCAAGAGGCCAGGAACUGCACCGGGCGCCUGGAUCAGCCGCAGGAACUCAACACACGGGGCUGUGCACAGGAGCUGGAGACUAGGCUGCAGAGCGUUAUCAGCUAUGCCAUGCUGGUAAUCCUGGGGUUUGCCAUUGUAAAGUUCUUCGGAAUGCUGAGCGUCUGUGUGCUUACUUGCAAGAAAGAAGAAAGUGGAUAUCAGCCUCUUUACUCAGGGGUGUUUGCUUAAUAAACUGAAAAGAACAUUCUUGCUUCCUGAUGAUGAAACUGACUUGUGACCAUACCACAGCUUUCCGAAACGUUUAUGCUAAGUUUGGACCUGUGACUACGGGUGGUGUAGUAGGCUCCGGAAAGAAACUUUCUUCUGCCCUUCUUUCCUCUGCCCCAAAAACAUGCAGCAGAAACUUUAUCUUUUAAUCAAUAAACUGGUGGAGACCACAGGAGGGCUUUCAGUUGCCUGCACAAACCUCAGAUCAUUCCCAUGGUGUGGUUUAAACAACAAAAGGUUGUUUAUAUACUCUUCAUAGGCAUGGGGAUCUGCAGUAUGUUUUUUUUCUGUAUCUGAUUGUGCAGUUUUUAUGUCACGAUAUAAUUCUGUUUACUACAGAAGUUGUUAGUGCAAGACAACCCCAUGCUUCAAAUCUAGAACAAGCAUUUGUGUGGUUGUUUGGAGCAGCUAGCAAACAUGAAAAUCCCCAGGUUUUGGGCUCAGAACUCUCUCUUUGGUUUGUUUUUAUCUCUUAAUUAUUGACAUUAAAAAUUCCUUAUGAAGCAAGGGCUUUCAAACAUUCUUCCUCCUUUUUCUGUGGUUUGCCUGGGGGAAUUAGUGCCACAUUUCCACCCUGACCACACUUCUCUGCUAAAAUAUUAAGAUAUAUUCUUGUACAAAGCAAUUUCAGUAACCUGCUGUAGUGCUGCUUUUGCACAUUUUCUGUUCUCCUUAAUUCUGCUGGACACAGAUUGGAUUGCAUUCCUGCUUUAACACAGUGCUUCAACUCGUUUGUAUGCUAUAAGCUCUUCAGGAUUUUGGGGAUAGAGAAGAGAGAGAACUGUGAGCUUUUAUGUGUCAGGGAAUUGUGGAAAAGCAACAGAGAUUCUGCUGAUUCCUUCCUUGGAGAUAUAAGCAGCCUGUCCUUAACAAAAUAAACCUUUCUAUUUGUAGCUAAUAAGAGAAAAAAAAAUUAGCUUGGGAUCAUUGUAAACCGUUUAAUUAUCUCCGUCCCUUCCCCAUGAGAGAAAAGGUGAUGGGUGAUGAUGUCCUAUGGGGGACACACCAGCGUGAGCAUGUGUAUGUUGAAAAAUGAGUUUUUACUGAGGGCUUUGUCUUCUGUUAAAUGCUGAAAUAAACUGAAUUUAUACAACCAAGUAA
Taeniopygia guttata (zebra finch) is the source of this 1978-nucleotide messenger RNA. Lineage: Eukaryota; Metazoa; Chordata; Aves; Passeriformes; Estrildidae. The record is from RefSeq and is a predicted model, not a curated record.